This is a messenger RNA of Umbelopsis ramanniana AG, 1768 nucleotides long. RefSeq lists its product as uncharacterized. The coding region runs from base 178 to 1632 and encodes 484 amino acids. The transcript has 3 exons. Gene Ontology annotation, biological process: GPI anchor biosynthetic process. Gene Ontology annotation, cellular component: membrane; glycosylphosphatidylinositol-mannosyltransferase I complex. Gene Ontology annotation, molecular function: alpha-1,4-mannosyltransferase activity; GPI mannosyltransferase activity. The record is from RefSeq and is a predicted model, not a curated record. NCBI's taxonomy places the organism in Eukaryota, Fungi, Mucoromycota, Umbelopsidomycetes, Umbelopsidales, Umbelopsidaceae.
AGCUGCGGGGCAAAAGCAGGGCGCACAACAAUUUUUUUUAACAAUUUGACUUGGAAUAUUUUAUCUUUUCUGUCUAUUCAUUCCAGGUCAGCCCCACUACAAGCAGCCAACAGAUCGGGAUCAGCGGAAUCGAGACAAACGAACCAUAACGUAGAAUCUUCCAGUGGCAACUAAUUGAUGGCCUUGUCAGAUGUCUCGUUCAGAACGCUGUGGCUGGCUGCUGCUGCUCUGCGUAUCAUUCUCUUAGUGUACGGCGAAUGGCAAGAUCGGCAUUUUGUUGUCAAGUAUACAGAUAUCGACUACCUGGUGUUCACUGAUGCAGCCAGACACAUCACACAAGGCGAAUCGCCAUAUAACCGAGCUACAUACCGCUAUACCCCUCUACUAGCCAUGCUCUUGACUCCCAAUAUUUACUUGUUUCGUGCAUUCGGGAAAUGCAUCUUUGUCGGUGCCGAUCUAUUGGUGGGAUGGUUGUUGCAUCGCAUUCUGACGCUCCGUGGCAUGCCCAGCAAGCGUGCCUUGUUAUAUACUUCGUUAUGGCUUCUCAAUCCCAUGGUGGCCAACAUAUCCACACGAGGAAAUUGCGAAUCCAUUCUAGGCUGUCUCGUACUCGGCACGAUGUACUUACUCUUGAUUCGACAUUUUUACGCUGCCUGUGCUUGUUUUGGUUUGGCAGUUCAUUUGAAGAUAUACCCCGUCAUUUAUGCUGCUCCGUUAUUGGUCCUUUUGGACGAGAAGUAUGGGCUUCCUAUCAACUGGCCAAACAUGCUGUGGACCUAUGAACGUUUAAGAAUUCAAGUGUUACGACUUUAUUUGGAUGAUGAUGAAAAGGCGGAUGAUGUACUUGCUGAAGACGAUAACGAUCGACUAGACAAUCUCGUGGACAAAUCAUCCAGAGUUUUGAGCCGUGCCCUUCGACAUGGAUUGAUGUUUCUAUCGCCGACAAGAGUCUCAUUUGCCGUUGUUAGUGCCGCUGUGUUUUUUGCUCUGGGUGGUUUGAUGUAUAGCAUGUAUGAAGAUCAAUUCCUUGAACACACUUAUUUUUAUCAUGUUACUCGCAAGGAUCACCGGCACAACUUUUCAGUGUGGUUCUAUCACAUCUAUCUUACAUUUGGCAGCAAUGAGGCCCACAUUCUUAGCCUUUUAACGUUUUUCCCGCAAUUGGUACUGGUGAUGGCAAGCGGAUUUGCUUUCGGAAAAGACAUCUUUUUUGCUUGUUUCAUCCAAACCUUUUUAUUUGUUACCUUCAACAAGGUUUGCACGUCGCAGUACUUUAUGUGGUAUCUCUGUUUGUUGCCUCUGGUCUUACCCUCUACUAAGAUUUCCUUCCGAUGGAUGGGGUUAUGUCUCAUUGUUUGCUGGGUUGUCACACAGGCAGCGUGGUUAUACUUUGCAUAUCAUCUCGAGUUUGAAGGUGAAAAUACCUUCUUCUCAUUGUGGCUGGCAGGACUGGCUUUCUUUGGGUGCAACUGUUGGAUCGUAGUGGAACUCAUUAAUAACCAUCGAUUUGAGAACGUUUUCGGAGCAUCAGGCCGGAUUCGCUGGUGUUGGGGAAACGGCGAACCUAAGCAGCAACAGCCAAGCGACGCAGCAAACAACGAACGCAUGGUUCCUCAUCCCCACCCAUUAUAAUAAACAGCUGCAUAAAACGUUUAAUUUCUUUCCUGCGCUUCAUUCUGUUUUCCACACAAGUUGUCUUAUCAUUGAUAGCAUUUGGGGGGUUCGAUAAGCGGUAAUACGCGCGGCUUUAUAUAUAAUUUUAUUGUAC